Molecule: messenger RNA, 1154 nt
Organism: Lonchura striata (white-rumped munia)
Lineage: Eukaryota; Metazoa; Chordata; Aves; Passeriformes; Estrildidae
Gene: SFXN5
Product: sideroflexin 5
Biological process (GO): mitochondrial transmembrane transport; citrate transport; monoatomic ion transport
Cellular component (GO): mitochondrial inner membrane
Molecular function (GO): citrate transmembrane transporter activity; monoatomic ion transmembrane transporter activity
Source: RefSeq, a predicted model, not a curated record
GCCGAGGGGCGGGGCCCGGCGGCGGGGGAGGCUGUUUAAAGUGGCGCUUGCGGGAUGGCGGAGCCGGCGGACUAUCCCCCGUUCCAGCUGGGGAAGCCCCGCUUCGAGCAGACUUCAUUUUAUGGCAGAUUCAGGCACUUCCUGGACAUCAUCGACCCCCGCACUCUCUUUGUGAGCAAGAGCCGCCUGAAGGAAGCCGUGCAGCUGCUGGAGGAUUACAAGCACGGCACCCUGCCCCCAGGAGUCACCAACAAAGAGCUGUGGGGAGCUCAAAAAAUCAAACAGGCCAUCAUCCACCCCGACACUAACGAGACCAUCUUCAUGCCUUUCCGAAUGUCAGGUUACAUCCCCUUUGGAACCCCCAUUGUUGUUGGUCUCCUCCUGCCCAACCAGACCCUGGCCUCCACUGUGUUUUGGCAGUGGUUGAACCAGAGCCACAACGCCUGUGUGAACUAUGCAAACCGCAACGCGAGCAAGCCUUCUCCGACAUCCAAGUUCAUCCAGGGCUACUUGGGAGCUGUCAUAAGUGCUGUCUCAAUUGCAGUGGGCCUUAAUGUUCUGAUCCAGAGAGCAAACAAGUUUACCCCGGCCACUCGGCUCCUGAUCCAGAGGUUCGUGCCAUUCCCUGCUGUCGCCAGUGCCAAUAUCUGCAACGUGGUCCUGAUGAGGCACACGGAGCUGGAGGAAGGAAUCGAUGUGUUGGACAAUAAUGGGAACAUCGUCGGCUCUUCCAGAGUUGCUGCCAAACACGCCCUGCUGGAAACAGCCCUGACCAGAGUGGUGCUGCCCAUGCCUAUACUGGUUCUACCUCCCAUCAUCAUGUCCGUGCUGGAGAAAACUUCGCUCCUGAGGUCCCGGCCCCGGAUGAUUCUCCCGGUCCAAAGCCUCGUGUGCCUCGCUGCCUUUGGCCUGGCGCUGCCCCUGGCCAUCAGCCUCUUCCCGCAGAUGUCCGAGAUCGAGACGUCCCAGCUGGAGCCCGAGAUCGCCAUGGCCACCAGCAGUAAGACCGUGGUCUACAACAAAGGCUUGUGAGUGCAAGAGGAGCGUCCCAGCCCGGAAAGUCUGGGGGGGAAGAGGGGAAGCUCCAGCCUGGGAGAAAGCAAACAACACCAACAAGGAGAAGAUGAAAUAAUAGAGCUCAGUGGUAGGAGCCG